Messenger RNA from Trichechus manatus latirostris (Florida manatee), 3325 nucleotides. It is a transcript of the gene ANKMY1, whose product is annotated as ankyrin repeat and MYND domain containing 1. The record is from RefSeq and is a predicted model, not a curated record. Gene Ontology annotation, molecular function: protein binding. The transcript has 17 exons. Bases 227 to 3325 code for a protein of 1032 amino acids. Lineage: Eukaryota; Metazoa; Chordata; Mammalia; Sirenia; Trichechidae.
CUGACGGAGUUUUGAGAAUGAACCUGGGUGCGGUGGACCAAGUGGGCACCGCGGGUCGUCGCGGUCCUGGAGCCGGGACGCGGUUCAGGGGAGGGAGCUCCGUUUCCCGGCCGUAUGGGGCUGGGGGCGGGUCCCCGGGCGCCCACGUGCUCCUGAUGGAACUCAGGAGCCCCGAGGGCUAACGCCCUUCCUGGGCUUUGCUUCCAGGUUCAAAGAAGAGAGGCACAUGGAAGGUGUUGCCUCGGCCUUGGCCUUUGGCCCCGAAGCCCUGAAGGCUCACAGCUCCAAAGAGGGCCUGGUGGGGACAGGCGGUGAGCCUCCUGCUGCUGAGGACCCUGGGGAACAGGGGAGCUCCUCCUCCUUCCCCAAAAGGGACCUGGCAUCGGCCCGGGAGAUGGAGGACGAGGAGUCCGAGGGCCCCCUGAAGGAGCAGGACCUGAAGGAGGCCUACAUCCGGCUCGUCCAGGGCACUCAGGAAUGGCAGGAUGGUUGUACCUACCGGGGCGAGUUCGGGCUGCGAACGAAGCUUGGGUUUGGCGAAUUCUCCUGGCCCACGGGGCAGACAUACCGUGGGCAUUUCUACCGUGAUCACCGCCAUGGCUCAGGCACCUAUACUUGGCCGGACGGCUCCAGCUUCACCGGCACGUUCUACCUCAGCCACCGAGAAGGCUUCGGCACCAUGUACCUGAAGUCGAGCCUCUUUCAGGGGCUGUACAAGGCAGACCGGCGGUUCGGCCCGGGCGUGGAGACCUACCCCGACGGCAGCCAAGACGUAGGGCUGUGGUUCCAUGAGCACCUCAUUAAGCUGUGCUCGGAGAUGCCCGGCAGCUUCUCCCUGCUCAGCUACCCCAAGUUGGCCCCCUUCCUCACGCACAACCCCACCAAGCUCAGUCUCUUGGACGAUGAGAAGAUGGAGUGGGACCUGGAUGAGGGCCAGGACCCCUUCUUCUACGAGUAUAAGCGGUUCCUUCUGAAUGACGACCUCACGCUGCCCCCUGACAUGCAUGUCUACUCCACCGACAAUGGCCACCUGCCCAUGACCUACUCCUUCCGCAAGGACUUGGAUGCUCGGCUCUUCAUGGAUGAUAUUCCGCCCUUCGUGGAGGACGGAGAGCCCUGGUUCAUCACGAAUGAGACCCCUUUGAUGGUCAGAAUCCAGAGGCAGACGUACAAAUUUAGGAACAAGAAGGCCUACACCAGCUGGAACAUGGCCGCCAUCAUGCAGGGUGACCGCAGUGGCUUCGCACGCUGCGGGCCCAGGGAGCGCCUGGCCAAGGAGAUGAUCCUGAGGGCCGAGGACGGAGACUAUGUCUGGAUCUACAAGAUCUUGCGGGCCAACCUGGUGAAUGCCGACGUGGCUGACGCCAAGGGCUACACCGUGCUCGCUGCGGCCACUGUCCACUGCCACAUGCAGAUCAUCAGCCUCCUGCUGGACAGCGGGGCUGAUGUGAACAAGUGCUCGGAUGAGGGCCUCACCCCACUCAGCAUGUCGUUCCUCCUCUACUACCCUGCUGGGUCCUUCAAGCCCAACAUCGCCGAGAGGACCAUGCCAGAUCCCCAGGAAGUGAUGGUAAGAGCUCCAGUUCUGCCGAGCUUCUCCUUCCUGCCAGCUGAGGGCGCCACAGAGACUCUCUACUGUGAUGAGCGUGUCUUCCUGAGCCAGAGUUACCAGGACCUGAAGCCGGUGGUGGCGGGCGGUGAGGACAGCCCUGCCCCUCAGAAACUCCACCAGCUGUCCGGGGAGUCGGCUGAUGUGAAGAGCGUGUCCCAGAGGGCGGGCUCCGUGCAGGGCAAGAGCAGCAAUUCGGAGUUGCUGCAAGGGCCGGACGACGCUUUGGGGAACACGGACAAGUGCACCCAGUGCAGCAACAAUACCUCCUUUGAUUCCAACCUCUGCGUCCGUAGCUUCUCCAUUCAGCUCUCGCUCGACCUCCUGGAGCAGAGUGCCCAAGCCUACACCUUGCUCAAGGCCCCCUGCUUGGGCGACAGCAGCUCCGAGAAGGUGACCUUGGAUGCCAGCAGCUCCAACAAGGGGACCAUGCGGAAAAUGGCACUGUGCAUGAUUGAACACAGAAAGAGGUGGCAGACCAUCCAGCUGCUGCUGCACCGAGGCGCUGACCCCAACCUGGGCCGCGUGCCCAUGCAGGUCCUGUUCUUCGCCGUGAAGGCCGCGGACGUGGAUGGCGUGAAGCUGCUGCUGGAGAACGGGGCGCGGACUGACAUCCAGCUCCCCCCGCAGCUGCGGUCCCUGACCCCCCUCCACAUCGCCGCUGCCCUCCCUGGGGCGGAGGGUGUCCGGAUAACAGAGCUGCUGCUCCACGCCAUCACUGACGUGGAUGCCCAGGCGGCCGACCAGGAUGAAGUGUACCAGCCAUGCAGGGUGGACCUGCUGUCAUCCUCAUCUCUGAAGCUCAACAAUGAGCCGGGCCCACCCAGCAUCUACUAUACGCAGCGCGCAGCGCCCCCUGAGGGUGGCCGGACCGCACUGCAUGUGGCCUGCGAGCGUGAGGACGACCACGAGUGUGCCAGGGACAUAGUCAGACUCCUCCUUUCCCACAGAGCGAAUCCCAACACGCUGUGGAGUGGCCACUCUCCACUCUCCCUGUCCAUCGUCAGUGGUAAUGACCUGAUCGUGAGGGAGCUUCUGUCCCAUGGAGCUGACCCAAACCUGCCCCUGACCAAGGGCUUGGGCAAUGCCCUGUGUAUGGCCUGCGACCUGACUUAUGAGCACCAGCGGAGCACAGACAGCAAGCUGUCCCUGAUUGACCGUCUCAUCAGUUAUGGGGCUGACAUCCUGAACCCCGUGACGCUCAUGCAGGGGGACAAGGUUGCCGUGGGCACGGCUGUCGACUAUGGAUUCUUCAAGUUCUUCCAGGACCGAAAGAUUGCCCACUGCCCGUUCCACGCGCUGCUGCCGGCGGAGCGGGAGACGUUCCUGGCCCGGAAGAGGCUCCUGGAGUACAUGGGCUUCCAGCUGCGCCGCGCCGUCUUCACCAAGGAGAGCCAGUGGGACCAGAAGCUGCUGUACCUGAGCAAGAGAGCGGAGCUGGCCCCCAACCACAGGCUGAAGAAGAGAUGUUCGUUGCCCUACAAGUGUCCGGACGGGGAGGAGUCAGAGGCGAUCCCUUUCUUCAAGUUCUGCUACCAGUGUGGCCGCUCCAUUGGGGUGCGCCUCUCGCCCUGCACCCGCUGCUACAGCAUCCUGACCUGUAGCAAGUUCUGCAAGACCAGAGCCUGGAACGAGUUCCACAAGCGGGACUGCGGUGCUGCCAUGCUCAUGAGGUCCCUGCAUGCCGGGGGUGUCCUAGGGGCGAUGGAGCUGUGA